Molecule: messenger RNA, 1824 nt
Organism: Pichia membranifaciens NRRL Y-2026
Lineage: Eukaryota; Fungi; Ascomycota; Pichiomycetes; Pichiales; Pichiaceae
Exons: 1
Coding region: 1-1824 (607 amino acids)
Biological process (GO): tRNA methylation
Cellular component (GO): tRNA (m1A) methyltransferase complex
Source: RefSeq, a predicted model, not a curated record
AUGCUAGGGUCAGCUAUUCACAAGAGAUUGUCCUUUGGCCCUUGUUCCCGAAGAAGCAUUUCGAACAGAUUCCAACCGGGUGAUUAUGCCAUCAUUACCCCACUAAAAAAGACAGUGUCCAAAAAGCAGUGGCUUUCGAGGCCCUUGAAAGACCUUCCCAAUGCUGCAGUGAACCUCAACUUUGGAAGGAUCCCGCAUACAGAGUUGAUUGGUGCCACUCCUCUUGGAAAAGUACACACUAUUGAAACCAAGAAAAAACUCGCAAAGUAUACUUGCUCUCUCCCAAGUCUUGAACAGUGGAUAACUUUAUCCGCACGUAAAGCACAACCAAUUUAUUCAUUUGAUGCACAAGCUAUUGUUGCCCUCGCAGACUUACAUAUCGGUUACCCUGAGCCACCGACAGAGGAAGGUGGCAAGAUCACUCCAUUGCAGUACCUGGAAGCUGGUACAGGCCAUGGAAGUUUGUCGCUGGCUAUUUCCAAAGCUUUGCAUCCAGCUAACGCAUUGGCACACUAUGCACAGGAUCCAAAUCUACGUGGUGCAGUGCUUCACACAAUAGACUGCAAUGGAUCGCACAGUGUCACAGGUAAGAGAACCGUGAAAGGUUUCAGAAGAGGGAUGUAUUUAGAUAACAUCGAAUUCCAUGUCUCUGAUAGCCCAAGCGAGUGGGUUUCUUCGCCAGAGGGCCAAGACUGGCUGGAGACGGAACGGGUGAGCAAACAGGGAGAGGCUUUGGAGUAUGAUUCCGACCAGCCUGAUUCCUUCUUAUCGGGUGUCUUCCUGGAUAUGCCCAACUACCAUGGAGAAAUGGUUAAGCUUGCACCUUAUAUCAAGUCGGGAGGGUUUGUUAUUGUGUUUUGUCCAAGUAUUACACAAAUCAUUGAUGCAAUAGAUGCAAUUGCCGAAGAAAAUGUCAGGUUGUCCCAACUCGACCCACCUACAUCUUUACAUUUGGAGCACGAACGUACCGUUCAAUUAUUGGACGGUGCCGGGGGUGGGUUGAAGGAGUGGGAUACGAGGCGUACCUUGAUCAGGGCCACUGGGGAAUUCGGAUACUCAGUCCGUCCCAAAGUGGGGGUUAGAUCUGUUGCCGGUGGUUUUGUUGCCAUAUGGCGAAAGAUGGGGAGAGAGGUCAAUUUGGAAUUAGAGAGGGAGCUGAUGGAGAGUUUCGAGGGGAAACCUGAUUUAAACGAAGAAUUGGACAAUGAAUCGGAAGUGGCGGAUGUUGCAGAAGCUCCUGAGGUUGCAGAAAAUGCAGAAACAGUAGCAACAAAUCUUGUUGAGGAUGAUGUUGUUCAGAACACCCCACCUGUAGAAUCAUCUAGUGCUUCCAAGUCUGCCGACACAAACGAGUCCAGGCUCGCAAAAGCUAAACUGUUUGCCCCGGACCUGUUGUCAACUGCACCAGAGGUGUUUGAAGAUGCAGAUCAAAAAGACGAAGAAUUUCUUGCCGAGGGAGAGAACCAAGAAAUGGUUGACAAUAAUGUUAAUGCCGGUUUCAAAGUUGAAGAAGCAACUCUGAUACCUCAUUCAGUGCUGAGCACUGUAUUCCAUUCCUGCCAUGGUGAUCCCGACGUCCACGUCGGAUACAUCAGUGACGUUUUCCUCAUGGCCACUCCAGCACCAGAAGGUUUAGAUGCUGCCGACACUAAUACACCAACCUCCCCAAAUUCGGCUUCCCUUGCAACACCAAACGAGCUUGGUUCAACAUCAGAAUCCGUGAUAUCCGCUGUGGCUGAUGAGGAUCCUUCUCAAAUUGAUGAAAAGGAAAAAACUACACACGAAGAGUGGAAACCAAAGGCAUGGAAAAGGCACACUUUCUAG